UCCUUUUCCCCUGCCUUUUUGGAAAUGAGAACGACGUUGGCUUUGCUGCACACCAUCUCAUGCUGCUGGUUGGUCAGUGCCACACUGUCAAAAACUGAUGCAAAGAAGUCGUACAAAGCUGAGGCUGACACAUCACCAGCUGAGCUUUGUGUGUUGGAGAGGGGCCUUGUUGUGUCAGACCUGCACUGGAAAGACAUAGUGAAGGAGGAAAAGAGACACUGUGUUCACAUCAAGAGAACAUUUCAAGGACCAGUGCUGGGAUAUGUCACACCUUGGAAUUCCCAUGGCUAUGACAUUGCCAAGAUGUUUGGUUCCAAACUGACUUCAGUGUCACCAGUGUGGCUUCAGCUCCGCCGCCGGGGACCUGAAACCUUUGACAUCACAGGACUUCACGAUCAUGACCCAGGGUGGGUCAAAGCAGUACGCAAGUCUAACAAAAAAGUCAAGAUAGUGCCUCGGCUGUUAUUUGAUGGCUGGUCUUACCAGGACUACAUGAAUGUGUUGGCGAGUGAAGAUGAGAUUGAAGAGCUGGGGAGUGAGCUGGUGAAUGUUGCAAAGACUGAAGGUUUUGAUGGUUUCACCUUGGAGCUGUGGAGCCAGCUGGGAGGUAACAAACGGAAGGAACUGGUGCAUUUGGUGAAACAUGUAUGUGAGACUUUGAAAGAAAAAAGAUUAGACUGCAUUCUUGUGAUUCCACCAGCUGUGACCAGUACCGGGCAGCCGGGAAUGUUUGGCAGGGAGGAGUUUGAGCAGUUGGCCCCGGUGGUCGAUGGAUUCAGCCUCAUGACAUACGACUACUCAAACAGUGCCAGACCGGGUCCGAGCUCUCCCCUGCCCUGGGUGCGAGACUGUGUUCUCCAGCUUGCACCCAACACUCAGUGGAGGCAAAAGCUCCUGCUUGGACUUAAUUUGUAUGGCCUGGAUUUUGCAAGCCAGGGAGCAGAGCCAAUCCUGGGAGGACGGUACAUCGAGAUUUUGCGAGAACACAGACCAAAAUUUCUCUGGGAUGAAUAUUCUGCUGAGCAUUAUUUCACUUACAAGAGGAACAAUGCAGUUAAGCAUGUGGUGUACUAUCCAUCACUGAAGUCAAUCUACCUGAGAGUCUCUUUGGCUACUGAACUGGGAACUGGAAUUUCCUUAUGGGAAUUGGGACAAGGACUGGAUUAUUUCUAUGAUCUUCUAUGAGAGCUGGACCUGACAACUUUGGAUAAAAGCACGUGGACCUUUUUUCCUCCCCUGGGAACACGGUGCAUCAAAUAUUCU
This is a messenger RNA of Monopterus albus (swamp eel), 1263 nucleotides long. RefSeq names its product chitinase domain containing 1 (gene chid1). Gene Ontology annotation, cellular component: endomembrane system. Gene Ontology annotation, molecular function: chitin binding; oligosaccharide binding. The transcript is spliced from 12 exons. Lineage: Eukaryota; Metazoa; Chordata; Actinopteri; Synbranchiformes; Synbranchidae. Gene Ontology annotation, biological process: carbohydrate metabolic process. Bases 25 to 1185 code for a protein of 386 amino acids. The record is from RefSeq and is a predicted model, not a curated record.